UGGGGAGGGAGGGAGAACGCAUUCUUACUGUAGAAAUGAGAAAUCCCGGGAUCCCGAGGGGAAUCCAGUGACCUAUUGCUCCAGAGAGUUUAGGCCCUCCACCAGCUUCCCGGAUUUCAUUUUGCAGCCCGGAGGCCCUGGAAGAAUCCCAAGACCGCCGGGCUAGAUUUUUUAGUUUGCAGAGCCCGGAGGGGCUGGGCUUGUUGACUCUCCACUUUGUUUUUCUCCUUCCUCCUCCUCCUCCUCCUCCUCCUCUCCACUGCUUGCUGGCGGGCCUUCCCCUUGCAGCAGCUUCCUUUGUCCUUUCCCCUCAUUUUCCUCUCCGUACUUACUGCUUCCCCCACUCCUCCUCCGCCUCACUCCCUCUCCUCCCAUAUCGCCCUUCCUGCUUCCCCCUCCGCAUAUAUGGGAUGGGGGAGGCCCGGGAAGAGGGACCACGUGUUUUCUGGUGCUGCUGUGGGAGACGACUCGAAUGUUUCUGCAACCGGGGGGAAAAAGAGGAGGAUUCUGGAAUUUAAGGAUUAGGCUUCACCACGUUUGGGAGAGAUAAAAAGUGGCAUCUUUUGGCCCCGGGUUACCUAAACUACCGACCCUUGUAGUAUUUUUUUUUUUUAAACGGCUAUCAUUUAGUUUGGGAACCAUUUGCAGUGAAUGUUGAAAGUUUCACGUGUUUGCAAUGUUUUGAUGAGGCAGCUAUAUGGAAAUGAUAUGCACAACAUGAAGAAAAAAGGAAGAGGAAGAACAAGCAGACAGAGAAGAAGAAAAUUUAGAACUUCAGAGUCAAGUAAAGUGAGUGAGAGCCACAAAUUAGAAUUUAUAGAGCUUAGAAAGUGGCUAAAAGAAAGGAAAUUCGAAGAUCACAAUCUAAGACCAACAAGAUUUUCAGGUACAGGAAGAGGUUUGAUGGCUGUGAAAUCCUUGCAGCCAGGAGAGCUGAUUAUUUCAUUGCCUGAGAAAUGCUUACUCACUACAGACACUGUAAUUAAAAGCUACUUGGGAGAUUAUAUUACUAAGUGGACUCCUCCUAUAUCUCCCUUGCUGGCGCUGUGUACUUUUUUAAUUUCAGAAAAUAAUGCAGGAAAUAAGUCUCCCUGGAAGCCAUACCUGGACAUUUUACCAAAAGACUAUACUUGUCUUGUUUGUUUGGAACCUCAAGUGGUGAGACUUCUACCUAAACCUUUAAAAAUAAAAGCCCAAGAGCAGAAGACACAAGUUCAGGAAUUGUUUGUUUCUUCAAGAGGAUUCUUUUCUUCUCUACAAUCUUUAUUUACUGAGGAUGUGAAACACAUUUUUCACUAUCAUGCAUUUCUUUGGGCUUGGUGUACCAUUAACACCAGAACAGUGUACAUGAAACAUGCACAGAAGAAAUGUCUUUCAGCAGAGCCAGAUGUGUAUGCUUUAGCUCCAUAUUUAGAUCUAUUGAAUCACAGCCCAGGAGUUCAGGUAAAUGCAGCCUUUAAUGAGAAAACCCGUUGUUAUGAAAUUAGGACUACUUCAAGUUGCAAAAAAUAUGAAGAACUAUUCAUCUGCUAUGGCCCUCAUGAUAAUCACCGACUGCUUUUAGAAUAUGGAUUUGUUGCCAUAAAUAAUCCACAUAGUGCUGUUUAUGUAUCAAUAGAUAGCCUUGUGGAUCACCUUCCUUCAGUGGACACACAAAUGAAUAAGAAGCUUUCCCUUUUAAAGGAGCAUGGCUUUUCAGAGAAUUUAACUUUUGGAUGGGAUGGUCCAUCUUGGAGAUUGCUUACAGCCCUUAAAUUAUUAUGUCUUGGAGCGGAUGAAUUUACAUGCUGGAAGAAAGUGCUUCUUGGUGAAGUGAUUUCAGACACAAAUGAAUGGAAAAGUUUGGUCUUGUCCAGAAAAAUAUGCUCUUCUUUUAUAGAAGAGACCAAAACUGCACUUCAGAAGAUUUCCCAUAUGAAGGAUGAAGAAACAGCCUUGAAAGACCAGUUAACUUUGGUAGAAAAUUUGUGGUUAGAAGAACUAAAGCUUCUUCAAGUGUCUGCAGAUAUUCUAAAGAAUGUGCACCAAGAAACCACCUGACCUACUCAGAGUUAUUUACCUUUGUGGUGUGUGAUUUUUUUUUUUUUUUGAUGCAAAUAAUUAUUUGUUUAUGAAUUUUUUCAUUUUUGUUUUUCUUUUUGCAAAUAAUAUCACCUCAUUUAAGAAAGGUUUAUUAAUUACUUGCUGCUCCAGGCUUUAUAUUCAGUACUGAACACACAAAUAUAAAAAUGAUAAUUUCUGCCCCCAGAGAGAGCAUAUUGGAGAAUGUUCACAGAUAAGUAAAUAUUAGAUCUAUAUAAAAUAAAUAGAUAUAUAUUUGCGGAGCAGCAGGAAAGGACACUAGCAAUUGGAUGAAUCAAGAAAAGCCUUUUGAAAGAGGGGGCACUUGUGCAGAACCUUAACAGGGUUUAAGGAUUACAAAAGUACAAGGAAGGAAGAAGACCAUUCUUAGCAUGGGAUGCUAUCUAAUGAGAAGACAGGGAAUCAGGAGAUUGAAUGUCACAUUCAGCAAGAUGUCACAUCCAUGCAAUAUCAUAAACAACCAGGAAGAGGGUUGGUUUGGCCAUUGGGUGGUGGAAUUAGCCUGGAAAAGUAGAGCCAGCGUAUAAGAAUUUAAAAAAAUCUUCAGUUCUUUACUACUACUUAAAAACACCAAGAUCUAUACAAUAUACAUAUAUAAUUUACAUAAUAAAUAUUUUAGUAUGUUAAUGUUAAUAUGUUUGUUAGUAUGAUGUUUUGUAUGUUAAGGAUGGUUUCAUUGUCUUAAACAUCAAUAUAAAAUAUAUUGAAUAUAUUUUAAGAGAUAAUAAAGAACUGAAACAAUUAUAUAUAUAUAUGUAUAUCUACACACAUAUAUAUUAUAUACAGACAGAGAAAAUCGGUUUUUGUGACUUUAGAAUAAGACUUGUAUAGGCUGUGACUACAAGAAUAUAAGCAAAAACAAGAUUUGAAGAUCACACACAUUCUAAUUAUAAUGACCAAUCUUCUUGGUAGAGGGGUAGGAAACUGAACGUAGAUAGGGACAUGCUGUUGGAUGCCUCUGGUUUGUUACAAAGGAUGACCUGGUAAGGCAUUUUGUUGGGAGAUGAUUAUUUUAAUGUUAAAAGGUUUAUGUUGCAUACACACACAUAUACACACAGAGAAAUAAAUAUGUGUAUUUGUAUAGAGAGGCAGUGUAGCAUAGUGGAUAGAGAGCUGUCCUUGGAACCAGGAAUAUCUGAGUUAAAGCUUUGCCCCUAACAUGUAUGGACUGUAAUCCUGGGUAAAUCAUUUAAGGCGCUUUUUUAAGACUAAAUUGCAUAGGAGCUGAUAUUCUUUGGUAGAAGAAAUUCCUCAUUGGGAGCUUAAUAGGAUUUAACAUGAGUUAAAGCAUAAGACAAAUCUCUAUCACUGUCUAGGUGUGUGAAUAUGCAUAUCCACAUGUGUACAAGUGCUCAGAGAAAUAUAUGCAUUCAGAAAUAUAGGGAUGUGUGUAAAAAUGAUUGUGUAGCCAGCUAUGUGGACAGAAAGAGCUAAUACUUCAAGGAAAAGUAUAAAGACGAAGAACAUGAGGAAAUAUGUCAUGUAUCUUUCACACUUUUGCCAGAGCUAUUUUACUGAAGCUCUGAUGUGAUACUUAUCUAUUCAAAAACACUUCAGGGCUGCCUAAUGCACAAUAAGUAAAGUAUAAAUAUGGAGUCCCUCUGCAAGCUGACUUUAAUCUGAUUUCCAAUUCUUAUCGCACGCUGUUCCCUUUUUCUACUCUGUAUUCUAGCCAAAUUCUUCCUUUUGUCCUCUCCUCUCUUUAUAUCUUUGCUCAUACCUAUCAAUAGAGUAUAUUUAUUUCAACCCAGUAGUGAGUAAUGAGGGUGAUGGUGUGGGAGGAUAUAUAUGUAUGUUUGCGUUGUGGAACGGGGUCAGUAGUAUUCUGUAUGUGUAUACAUACAUACACCUUGGAAUGAUGAUAGCUUCUAGGAUCUGUUAAGUAUCACCUCCUAUAAGGAGAUUUUCCUCAUCCCCGCAAGUUCAGGGAUAAGAGAGAGGUUCUCUCUCAGUUAGUUUAAUAAUAAUAAUAAUAAAUAAUAUAAAGAAGUUAGUUUAACUAAUAAACUAAUAAAGUUUAGAACUAAUAAAGAAGUUAGUUUAACAAUCAAUUGAAUGUACAUGUUGAAAAUGAUAGCACAUUUGAAUGCAUUCAUAGUGCAGAUCCUGAGAGUCAAGAUUGAAGCUAACUCAAAGCAAAUUUCAUUCUCAUCUGGAUUUUAGUUAAGUGAUAGAAUUUUUUUUUUUUUUUUUUUACUCUUAAACAAUGAAAAGAAUAGACUUUUGGAAUAGAUUUCAAUGAGAUGGAAAUUGCUAAACAAAUUCUGCUUUUUGAAUGCCCUUAAAUAAGUGCUCUUUUUAUAUUACAUAUAUUAUUGUCUAUAAGUUACAACUUGUAUAAAAUUCAAAUGUCAGAGACAUAACUAACUUAGUAUAUGUUCCCUAUGUACUUUGAUGCAUGAAAAUUAUAAGGUAUCACUUUCUCCAUUAGCCUGAUUAUCUUUUGAAAAUGUCAAGAAAGUCCCACUGUCUCCUUUUAAAGAGACAUAAAAAUGAGUUUUAACUCCCUUUCUUUUUACUGUCAAGGAAAAUUCAUCUUAGUGCUCAAGAUUACAGAUUUUUUUUCUCUGGCAGAAAGUACAGACUUUAAGCCUUGUAAAUAUGUAAGUUCUUAGCAGACAAGUUUUUUUUACCUUUACUGUUUUAUUUCUUAGUAUCACUCAUUACCAAAUGGUAUUUAUUUGGAGUGAUUAGCAAAUACUGAAGGUGGUAUUUAACAUUGUUUGAAUGGAAAAUUUCAAUGUGAUUGUCUGUGUUGAAAGAAAAUAUUAUAUUUGAUCUUUUUUAUUAUUUUUGCAGACAUCAUGCAUGUCUGCUGUCAUCAACCACAAAAACCCUUUUAUAUGCUUAAAAAAGAAAAAUUCCACUAGGAAUUAACUCUACAGUAUACUUGAGAGGUAUCUAUACUAUACAGGAACGUUUUUGUCUUCUAUUUUUAAACACAAAAGAAUCAUUUUUAUUAGCCAUUUAAAAUUGUGGUUUUACUAGUUUAGUUGACAUGUUAUACAAUACAUUAUUACUGUUUUACAUUUCAUCUAUAUUUGUCCUAAGAUGUAUCCUCUUCUAAUUGAAUAAAUACUUAGUGAUGAUAAACUAAAAUAUAUAAAUAAAAACAUGUAAAUAUUUUUCCUUCUCUUUUACUGCCAUCUGUGAGAUGUAUAUUUUUCUGACUCUAUCUGUAAUCCAUUUUCUUUCUUGAUGUUUAUGUGUGUGUAAUUUGACUAAAACUUUAAUUAUAUUGGUACAUGAAACUCCCAAUAAGGAAACUCCUUUAUUGUUUUCUCUGUAAAUUAUUUUAUAGAGCUGUCUGGGGCACAGAAGUUAUGAUUUGCUGGUUUCACACAACUGCUAUGUGUCAGAGGCAAGCCUGGAAAUUGGGACUUCCUCAUAUUGAGACCACCUCUUUAUCCCCUCCCAAAUCUAGAAGGAUUACUUUGCAAUGCAAAAUUAUUGAUAUAGGAAGUAAUAUAUGUGAAAUACCCCUUUUGUGAAGUGAAAGAACACUUUCCCUCCCUACUUGUUACAUUUCUGCCUGUUGUGAAACAAAGAUGAGAGGUUUGGAGGUGAGGUCGGAAAGUGCAAUGAAUUUAACAUCAGGAGACUUGCUGUGGAGAUCAGUGGGACUUUGCAAAAGAAUUAGAAGAUCCACAUUAUAUCAUGGCAAUAGCAAGAUUAUAUGAAGAUCAAUUCUGAUCGACACGACUCUUCAAUAAUGAAAUGAUUUGG
Molecule: messenger RNA, 5808 nt
Organism: Sarcophilus harrisii (Tasmanian devil)
Lineage: Eukaryota; Metazoa; Chordata; Mammalia; Dasyuromorphia; Dasyuridae
Gene: SETD4
Product: SET domain containing 4
Exons: 11
Coding region: 652-2040 (462 amino acids)
Biological process (GO): positive regulation of transcription by RNA polymerase II; peptidyl-lysine monomethylation; peptidyl-lysine trimethylation
Molecular function (GO): protein binding; histone H3K36 methyltransferase activity; histone H3K4 methyltransferase activity
Source: RefSeq, a predicted model, not a curated record